AUGGCUGACAAAAAUAAUCUGUUGCUGUUUUUUGACCGGCCCGCGGAGCCUUGUUUCAUGCAAAAGGGAGAAGAGAAGGCUGUCUUUGAACUACCCGACAACUAUUUCCCGGAAAAAUACAAGGUGUUAUCGGAUACGAUCUCCAACCGUUUUGGCAACGAUGCCGGCCGUACCAUUCCAGUUCAGAACAUCGCUCUGCCCAACUUGUCGCUGCCGUUACAGCUCCCGUACAACGCACAGUUUUCGUUCUUCGUGCCGAAGCACCGCGACAUGGCGGGGAAGCUUAUUGACAUAUUUAUGGGUAUGCGUGACAUUCAAGAUCUGAUGUCAGUUGCCUCAUACUGUCAGCUGCGUGUCAACCCUUAUAUGUUCAACUAUUGUCUCUCAGUCGCCAUAUUGCACAGACCUGAUACGAGGGGUGUAGGAAUUCCAACAUUUGCAGAGCUGUUCCCGGAUAAAUUUGUGGACCCUAAAGUGUUCCGCAAGGCUAGGGAGGCGUCCAGCGUUGCGCCUUCAGGAGCUAGGAUGCCAGUAAUAAUACCGGUGAACUACACGGCAGGGCCUAACGAACCCGAACAGCGCGUGGCCUACUUCCGCGAAGACAUUGGCGUUAAUCUCCACCACUGGCACUGGCAUCUGGUGUACCCCAAUAAAGCUAGUGAUAACAACGUUGUUAACAAAGAUCGUAGGGGAGAACUAUUUUACUAUAUGCAUCAGCAGAUUAUUGCCAGGUACACGACAGAACGCUUCUGUAAUGGCUUGGGCCGCGUGCGUCGGUACAACAAUUUGCGUGAGCCUAUUGAAGAGGCGUAUUUCCCGAAACUUGAUUCGCAAGUCGCAAGCAGAGCCUGGUCGCCAAGAUUUUCAGGUACAACUGUCCGCGACCUGGUCCGGCCCCUGGAGCAAAUUAGACUUGAUGUGUCUCAGAUGGAAACCUGGAUAGACAGGAUCAUACAGGCCAUUGAGAAACGAUCAGCUCUUUUGCCCAACGGUCGUCAAGUUCCGCUGGAUGAAGAACGUGGUAUAGAUAUUCUGGGCAAUAUUAUAGAAUCAUCCACUAUCAGUCCAAACCAAGAAUACUAUGGAGACAUACAUAAUAUGGGACACAUAUUUAUAGCGUAUGCACAUGAUCCUGAUAACAGACAUUUGGAAGCAUUCGGAGUGAUGGGAGACUCUGCGACCGCUAUGCGUGAUCCUGUCUUCUACCGUUGGCAUUCUUAUAUAGAUGACUUAUUCGUUAGUUAUAAGAACCAACUGCCUCCGUACGGGAUUGACAAGUUGAACUUUCCCGGCAUUCGUGUUAACGGAAUACACAUUGAAGGUUCAGCUGGCAGAAACAUAUUUGGUACUAGAUGGGAGUUAAGUACUGUGGAAUUGACCCACGGUUUGGACUUCACGCCACGUGGUUCUGUGACGGCCAGAUUCACUCACUUGCAGCAUGAGCCGUUUAAAUAUAUCAUUGAGUAUAAUAAUACGACGAAGAAGACCGCAAUGGGCACUGUCCGUAUUUUCCUGGCACCCACGCAGGACGAGAAGGGCCAGCCCUUGGAGUUCAAUGAACAGCGUCGUUUUUUUAUUGAGCUGGACAAAUUCACUGCCCAGUUAAAGCCUGGCAACAAUGUGAUCAAUCGUCAAAGCUCUAGUUCAUCCGUUACCAUUCCCUACGAGAGAACCUUUAGAGACCAGUCUUCGCGCGUCGCUGAUCCAACUUCCCCGGAGGCAGCACCGUUCAACUUCUGCGGCUGUGGGUGGCCACACCACAUGCUGAUACCCAAGGGUAACUUAAAGGGAUUUCCAAUGGUGCUGUUCGUUAUGAUCUCCAAUUGGGCUGAAGAUAGGAUCGAACAAGACUUGGUAGGAACGUGCAACGACGCAGCAUCGUACUGCGGUAUCCGCGACCGCAAGUACCCAGACCGUCGUGCGAUGGGUUUUCCCUUCGACAGACCCAUCACCGCAAACUCGCUGGAAGAAUUCCUCCAACCCAACAUGAGUAUUGCUCAGUGUAUGGUACGACAUAAUGACGUCACUAUACCGAGGGGACAAAGCGCCUAA
Molecule: messenger RNA, 2052 nt
Organism: Arctia plantaginis
Lineage: Eukaryota; Metazoa; Arthropoda; Insecta; Lepidoptera; Erebidae
Source: the annotation of a GenBank genome assembly